Molecule: messenger RNA, 4861 nt
Organism: Procambarus clarkii (red swamp crayfish)
Lineage: Eukaryota; Metazoa; Arthropoda; Malacostraca; Decapoda; Cambaridae
Product: protein inscuteable homolog
Biological process (GO): establishment of mitotic spindle orientation; apical protein localization; regulation of asymmetric cell division
Cellular component (GO): apical cortex
Molecular function (GO): cytoskeletal adaptor activity; protein binding
Source: RefSeq, a predicted model, not a curated record
CCUCAGUACCGCGUCAGCCGUGCUGGGAGAAGGGUGUUGCGGCUCCUCCGUUGUGUUUGAACCCAGUGUGGCGAGGUCGGUCAUGUGUCGGGGAGUCUAUGCCACAACUUGGAACGCAAGCCUGUGAUUUUUUUUUAAUUAUUAUUCGGGUAAUUGAUUGUUGGUGCUCGUUUAAUGUCGUCGAUAUAAUGGAGUGAGAAACGGAACAAAGAGGAUUGUUAAUUGCCAAGCAGCACUUAGAAUAAUAGCCUAUGAACGUUCCCAGUCUUAAACGUCCAAAAGAAUUAGUGGAAAUGAGGCUUAAGUGAGACAAGUACUUGCCUAUUGUGCUUGCGGGGGUUGAGCUUUGGCUCUUUGGUCCCGCCUCUCAACUGUCAGUCAUCAAGUAUACACAUAACUAUUUUGCCAGGUACAAUACUUCGAAGAAGUAUACCAUUAAUAAGCCUGUACUAAACAUCCCCUUUUGCUUUAUAACUGGGGACAGAUAAGUUCGCCUUACCAAUUUGGAUUUAUGCUUAAUUUUUAUUUCUAAGCAGGAAAACAGUUUCAAAUCAUCCCAACUUUGAGGAAUCCCGUGACCAGAGAAUGACUGAACCACUCUAUGAUGUACCAAGCAGAGUGGUAACAAGCCUCGAGGCACUAUAUACCACCGCUGAAUGACCAUUUCACACCGGCUUAACAAUCCCACUUGUGUCAUUGACACCCGUAUACCAUCCCCCCCGUCGAAAAAAAAACUUAAAUCAGAAUUGGAGCGGUAAAAAAACACAAAAAAAAAACGCGAGAAAACUGGUUUAACAUCUGUGAACUUGGUAGAUUAUCGAGAGGGGAAACUUUUAAGUGUGAAGGCAGUAGUGAAGAUUCAACUUGCAGGUGCCAAGGCACCGCCCACAGCGACCUCCUCCUCCUACUAGGCUGGCCGGUGAAGAAGAUGAACCAAACUCACCAGCGGGUCUAACCAACCACCACGAAGCUCCAAGUCUCCCCGGGACGAUGUCACCUGUUGAGGGGAGCGGACUGUCUGCGGGAGGGCGGCGCGAGCCUCCUGCGCCGCAGACGCCGCCGCAGACGCCGCCGCCGAGGCCGCAGCGCGAGGUGCGCGUCACGCCCUUCAAGCGCAGCAGGUCCAGGGUCUUCUACGCCUCGCAGACCGCAGCGUGGGCUCCCGACGGGGACCCGGGCGCCGCCGGGGACAAGACGCCCUACAGGGAGCUGAGCUUCAGUCCCCCCUGCGUCCCUACCAGCGUCGAGACCCACGACGCCAGGACCACGCCCACCUCCAAGUUCCUAACGCUAUCUAGGAGUACGCCCACGCUUAGAAACACGCCCACGCUUAGAAACACGCCCACGGCUAGAAGUACGCCCACGCUUAGAAACACGCCCACGCUUAGAAACACGCCCACGGCUAGAAGUACGCCCACGCUUAGAAACACGCCCACGGCUAAAAGUACGCCCACGGCUACACAAACGGCUACAGCGACGCCGAAGUCUAUAGCGACGCCGAAGUCUAGGUUCGGAACUCUUCGUAAAAUCAGUCCAAUGUACAAAGAUUCUUGUAAGUCUAAUGAGGCGAUUCUGGAGGCCGGGGAGGAGACCUGCUGUAGCUCGGGCGAGGAGGCCGGGGGCGAGGUGUCCCCAGGAGGGUCCUUCCGGGGGUCCCUGCGCGGGUCCCCGUCCCACCGGUCCCAGGACUCCGGGUACUCCGACUCCGGGGAGUCCACCAACGCCCACAACGACAGCGAUGGCGCCCCGACGACGCCUCCGAACGUCAAACACGUCACCCGCGUCUACUUCGGCGACGACAGCCCCGACGACGACGCGUCUCUCUUCGGGGGUAAGAUUCUCCGCUCGGCCGAGCUCAAGAGCGGCCGAGUCGGGUCUCCGAGCGUCAGCCCGAACAGUCUCGGGUCCUCGGCGAGGCUCAGCCCGACCGGCAGCCCGAGCUGCCACUCCUCAGGGAGCCUGGAGGAACUCUCGGAGGAAUUAGAGCACAAGAGUGUGAUUGAGGCCGCGGCCGCAGCCGCCGCAGCGCGACGCACCGGCGCAGUCAGGAAGCGCAGCACCGAUCUCCUAGCCACGUCGGUGGCUAGGAGACCUCAGCGGCGCGGCACCGACAACCCCGACCACAGACUCGAUACCCGACGCCCGACUCCCCUCAAGGCCAGGCGACGCUGGUCUGCUGCUGAUCUUCAGCAGCAGACACUCAAGCAGCGGAAACCGCAGCAGCAGCAGCAGCAGGAGCUAACAGCCGCGUCUCCAACGUACACCUCGCGAAGCACCAGCACUAACGACCUGCCCGGCGGCGCCCACGUGGGCGCCGCCGGGAGGGUGGGCGGAUCGUGGUCCCUGGACGCCCUGGACGACCCCGUGCCGGCGUGGCGGGUGGCUGGCGACGCCCACCCACGCCCACACCACGCCCGCAGGACACAACACCCCGCAGCCAUAGCCACGGAGAUGAGAAACGCGUCGGUGAGCCAGUGGCUGCAGGAGCUGAGUGCGUUGUACGAGUCGGAGUGCAUGAAUACCCUCCAGUCCAAGUCCUUGCCGGGGGACACCACAAGUGGCCUCCAGUUGCCCGCCAACGCCGUCUCCGUCAACGCCACUUCCCGCCAUGCCAUCAGGGCCAUCCAACGUCGGGCGCAUGUAGUCUCAACCGAGUUCGCCAGACUGUGCCAGAGGCUGGAGUGGCUGGACUUGGGACAGGUGCCGGUGUUGGCGGGCUCCGUCGUCACGCACAUCAACAACUUCCUCAAGGACUACAUCACCCAGUGGACCUCCGCCGACCCCGACCUCCAGCCCCAGUCGUCGCUGGGGCGCCAGAGGAAGGUGGUCCAGCAGAUCUGUGAGCGGCUGACGGAGGUGUGCAGCGGCGGACGCGGCGACCCCGACGCCGCCCGCCAGGUGGUGCAGGUGGUGACGGCGCUGGGACACGCCUUCACCAAGCUGGUCGACCUCAUGCUCAGCCGCGAGAUUACGGUGGUGGUGCGGCUGCUGGAGGACCCUCAAGACGCCGAGGUCAUCUCUGCCGUGUCUCACCUGACGGCGCUGGGCGUGGACGGAGGUCACAUCUGCCGCCUGAUUGCGCGCCACGGGGGCGUGCGCGGCCUGCUGGGCGUGUGCGUGGAGCCGCGGCUGCGACACGCCCGGGUGGCGGCGCUCAGGGCCCUCGCCACCGUCUGCUGCGUCGUCGACGGCAUCGUCGAACUGGAGAAGGCUGGCGGCGUGGAGGUGGUGGCGGAGGUGCUGUGUGACGAGGAGGGUCCAGAGGAGGAGCGCAGCGAGGCGGCCGGGGUGCUGGCGCAGAUCACCUCGCCCUGGGUGGAGAACGCCCACCGCCUCGCCGCCCUCCACACCCACAUGGGCGCCAUCGUCGCCGCCCUGACAGGGCUGGCUCAGGGUACGCGGUCCUCUGAGAUCUUCCUCCUGGCGUCUGCGGCGCUGGCCAACCUGACGUUCCUUGACGGCGGGUGUGUCGAGGCCAUGAGGGCCGCCGGCACCGCCCAGGUCCUCCUCAAGGCCGCCAGAGACAACCCCACCAUCUCCAUCUUCACUAAGGAUCAGAUCGCGACGGUGUUGGCCAACCUGGCGGGGUGGCGGGAAGCAGCAGAGGAGGUGGUGGUGGGCGGGGGCGUGGCCCUCCUGCUGGCCCUCCUCCACACCCGCCCCGCCCCCACCCACCGCCUCCCGGAGGUGGCCACGGCAGAGAGGAUACAACAGAAGUCCGCUAUCGCUCUCUCCAGGUUGUGUCGGGAGGCGAGUGUGGCGCAGCAGGUGGUGGAGCUGGGCGGGGCGGCGCGGCUGGUGAGACUGUGUAAGGACGAAGAGGAACGGAACCACAGCGACGCCGUCCUCGUCGCCUGCCUGGCGGCCCUGCGGAAGAUUGCGUCGUCGCUGGGGUCUGAGGAGUUGCGAGGAAUGGACGCCGCCGAGCUGGUCGAGCCCCGCCUUCUGGACUCCUUCCUCAUCUACUCCUCCCGACAGGAGAGCUACGUGUAGAGGAAGCACCAGUGACACCCUUGCGUCUCCUCCAGCGUCGUCAAAGAUGCAUUAGCAUCGAAGACGACGUGUCAUCACAGACGUGUUCUUACACCCGGAGCCUGUCGUCUGCCUCUAGGGGAAGAGACGAGGUUCACAGCAUCAAAGUCAUAUUCAGAUGCAAUAUAUGGGGUCUGAUCUCCUGCCGCUAUGGAAACAUAGUGGAGAAAGUUAAAAAUCAAUUCGAGAGGCCCUAUUGUUGACUUUUGAAUUCUUUAUCGUGUAUUUAGUGAGAGGAAAGAUGUGCACGAGUCAUAAAUUGACCUCUUAACAAAUCAAUCGACUGAAAAUUAUUCUAAAAAAAAAAUAUUAUUUGAUAUAUCACAUCAUCCAAAUUUCAUACAUAGAAUUUGUUGUUAGUUUUUAUCCAGCACAUUUGUUAUGGAAGAUCCCAGCACAGUGAACCUUUAAUACAUAAAAUUGUAUCCUUGAUAUUCCUACUUUCUUUCAGAAUAACAUGACAGAAUACUUUAUGUAAUAUAUAUAUAUAUAUAUAUAUAUAUAUAUAUAUAUAUAUAUAUAUAUAUAUAUAUAUAUAUAUAUAUAUAUAUAUAUAUAUAUAUAUAUAAUAUAAUAUCACGCCUUCCAGGAACUGUUGAAACAGUUUUUAUCCUUCGAAAUCUUUCAUAUUUUAUAUAACUUGUCGGUAAUAAUGGAUAUCGAGAUGGAAAACCACGUGCCUUGUCCACCAUCUUAACCAAGGCCUUUGAUCACCAUCUUGCUAGUCACUUGUCUCUACCAAAAAGUUUAUUAAACCUCUUGUGUAUAAUCUGUACAUUCCAUUUGUUGUAUCAUAUUGUAUAUUUAUUAAUAUAAAUGAUAUACUGGA